GACAACUCUCUGGGCAUGAAGUCGAACAGGUCUUUCGCAUUUUCUAUUCCACUUUUUGAUAGCUUGUUUUCGUUUCGUAUACUCUCUUACGUGAAUUUACAUAUGUUCUGAUAAUUUGAUAGCUGAUGAUUUCGUAGCAGCGCUGGUUUCAUAUAACGCGAAAUUAAAAGUACAUUUAAUGAUGGCGGAAAAUCGUAGCUCCGCACAAACCGAACUUGGUAAUAAUACGCGCUUAAAAGACGACUACUCCAUGACAAUGGACCACGAUGCGGACCAAAAUACGCAAGAGAGUCGAGAUGAUAGCACACAUACACCAAAUUCAUCAGCUCACAAUACAGAUGAGGACGAUGACAGUGGUGAUGGACGUAGUAGCUCGGCCCUGGCUUCUUCGUCAACCUUAAGCUACAAAGAAAGGCGUCGCGAAGCGCACACCCAAGCUGAACAAAAACGGCGGGAUGCUAUCAAAAAAGGUUAUGAUAGCCUGCAAGAGCUAGUGCCUACAUGCCAACAAAAUGAUUCAGCAUCUGGUUAUAAAUUAAGUAAGGCGCUCAUACUGCAAAAAUCAAUUGACUAUAUUGGUUACUUAAACUUGCAAAAGAAAAAGCAAGAGGAAGAAAGUGCUGCACUACAAAAAGAAGUAGCAGCUUUACGUAUAAUACAGCACAGUUAUGAGCAUAUGCUGCAGCAUCAGCAAGCAAAUCCUGGCCCUGAAGAAGCGCGUCUAACCGACGAGGCAAAAUUUCAAGUGUUCCAGGCAAUAAUGGAUGAGAUGUUCGAAACAUUCCAGCAUAUACCAAUGGAUAACUUCAAGCAGCUGACAACCGGCGUAAUACCGUGGUUAGAAGAAUACUGCAAGCCACAUAUUUUACGCAACAUUCUCAGUCGCACGCUGCAACAGAUGUCGCAAACGCAAGUGCAGGAGAAACAGAAGCAGCAGGACAACGAAGGUUUCAGUUGAUUUAGUUGUAGCUUAUGUAUGUGCUUCGGACUUCGCGGAUAGUUAGCUACAUAUGUAUAUGUUACGUUGCUUAUAAUUAUCGAAACUUAUUUUGUUUGUAUUAGUGAUAUUUUACUCCGGGAAUCAAAUUAGUAGUGGAAUUGUUUUUACAAAGAUUGCCAUUUUUAAGCCAAAUAGUAAGCCACGUAAUUUUUUUUUUUAUAUUUUAAUUUAGAGAAUUGUACGUUACAAUAAUUUUAAUGUGACUUCAUAGCAUAUGAUGAUAAGAACAAAGUAAUGGAAUUUAUAAACGCUUUGGCAAAUCUUUCAAAAACAUUAUCGUUAUUUCUUCGUUUAGACUUAACUUAAGCGUUCAAAUGGUUGCGGGUAUAGAAAGUAAUAAUUUUAUAAUUGGGGAGUUUCUUUUAAAAUUUAAGCAAUAACAGGUUAUUUUCCCAAUGGGCAAUCGAUGACUUUUAUACGAAUGUUUAUGUAAUAUAAAAUAUUCUCAAUUAAAGUGAUGCCUUAAACUGACAUGUUGUCUAAUCAAUAUUUUCGACUUAGUCUUAAUUACUGUUAAAUUUGUACAAUACAUUAAAAGCAAACUAAAUUUAAA
Molecule: messenger RNA, 1553 nt
Organism: Bactrocera oleae (olive fruit fly)
Lineage: Eukaryota; Metazoa; Arthropoda; Insecta; Diptera; Tephritidae
Gene: bigmax
Product: helix-loop-helix-leucine zipper transcription factor bigmax
Biological process (GO): regulation of transcription by RNA polymerase II
Cellular component (GO): nucleus
Molecular function (GO): DNA-binding transcription factor activity, RNA polymerase II-specific; RNA polymerase II cis-regulatory region sequence-specific DNA binding; protein dimerization activity
Source: RefSeq, a predicted model, not a curated record